UUAGUUUAUUCAGUUUACAUUGCAAAGCGUGAGACAAAAGCAAAAUUUUGUCGCGUCAUAAAAGACAAUGUAUUUUUCAACUAGUGUUGUCAUUUUUUUAGAACUACUAUUGUUUAGAAAUAUUUUUUCACAAUUCGAUUUAUACGAAGGUGACGAUUGUACUACAAAAUCAUUUACAGGAAAAUGUUUGCUAUUGAGAAAUUGUCCGUCAGUUUAUCAAGAUCUUGUAAAAGGAAAGAGGCCGGAAAAAAUAUGCAGUUUUCUUAAUAGUGAUGAUGUCGUUGUAUGUUGUCCGAGUAAUAGAAAUAUUAUAACUACAACAUCGACGACGACUACGACACCAAGAACGACAAGGAGAACGGUAACUGGAGGAUUACCUCUCAAUAAUGGAAAUCAAAAGCGAAUUGCUGCCACAAAAUGCGAGGAGUAUGCAAGAAGUGUCUACGCCUUGGUGAUACCUCCAACUUUGGCUAUUGAUCCAAAACCUGUGAAUAUUUCUCUCUGUGGUAUAAAAUCGAAGAAAUUAAUUGUCGGAGGUGUUAAAGCAGAUCCUAAGGAAUUCCCACACAUGGCAGUCGUUGGAUAUGAUGACGACGAUGGUGGAAUUAGAUGGUUAUGCGGUGGAACUUUGGUUUCGGAAAUAUUCGUCUUAACAGCAGCGCAUUGCACUUACAGUGUUAAUUGGGGUGAACCAAAAUGGGUGAGAGUUGGAGAUUUGAAUAUAUUAAAAACGAAUGAAGACGCUAAACCACAGGAGAGACGAAUUGAAAGGAUUAUUAAGUAUCCUCAUUAUAAACAGCCAUCGCAGUAUCACGAUAUCGCUCUUAUUCGUAUGAAUAGAAAAAUAAUAUUUGACGCUUAUGUCAGACCCGCUUGUUUGCCAUUAAAUUUAGAAAUUCCCCAACAAAAAGUUAUAGCCACUGGAUGGGGUCUCAAAGAUUCUGAUGAUGAAACUGGUUCUGAUGAUUUGCUGAAAGUAACACUCUCUGUGGUUGCAACUGAAACUUGUAAUAUCAGUUAUCGCAACGAUCGAUCUGUAUUUAGUCGAGGAAUUUUAGACAAUUUGCAACUUUGCGCUGGAGAAGUAAAUAAGGAUACCUGUCAAGGAGACAGUGGAGGACCGCUUUCAAUUUACAACAGAGAACACGAUUGCAUGUACAGUGUUAUUGGAAUAACGAGUAUUGGAAAAUUGUGUGGAAUUAAUAUUCCAGGAGUCUAUACAAAAGUCUAUGGAUAUCUCUCUUGGCUUGAACAAAAUAUUUGGGGAUAAUAAGAAUCGUAAAAGUUAAAAUUAAAACUAAAAUUAAAUUUAGAAUUAAAAUAAAAAUUAGAGUUACAUAAUUAAUAAUGACAAUAUUGUCAUUGUAAAGUUUUUUUUCAGCAAAAACUGAAUGAAACUAAAUUUUUUCAGUCCACUGAAAGAAAACAUUGUCUGACUACACUGUGUACAAAAUAUUCUAAUUUAUUUUAUUCCGCAUUGACGAAUUUUUCCACACUCUUGUCAAUUAAUUAGUACUUUCAUAAAAAAAAAUUUUUUUCAUAAAUUUCAAUCACAAAAAAAAGUGUUCAUCAAUUUUUCAAUUUAAAAACUACUUUUUAUAACUGAAAAAUUAAUCAAUAUGGAAAUUUAUUUUUAAUGACGUAUUUUUUCCUUCAGUUCUCAUGAAAAUAAUAAUUCAAAAGAAUUUUUUUUUAUCGCAGACAAAAAGAAGGAAAAAAAAUUCUUUAUAGUGUGGGAAAUAAAUUGUAAUUAUUUAUUUUACAUUAAUGAAUGAAACUAAUUGAUGUUACGUUCCCUAUAAGACUUUAAAUUUAUUAUUAUUCUUUACUAAUUUUCUUAUUCAUUUUUUUAAAAAGUAAAUA
Leptopilina heterotoma is the source of this 1863-nucleotide messenger RNA. Its product is annotated as serine protease snake-like. Lineage: Eukaryota; Metazoa; Arthropoda; Insecta; Hymenoptera; Figitidae. Gene Ontology annotation, biological process: proteolysis. The transcript has 6 exons. The record is from RefSeq and is a predicted model, not a curated record. Gene Ontology annotation, molecular function: serine-type endopeptidase activity. The coding region runs from base 68 to 1270 and encodes 400 amino acids.